This is a messenger RNA of Penicillium roqueforti, 1257 nucleotides long. Its product is annotated as putative mitochondrial translation release factor (RF-1). Bases 1 to 1257 code for a protein of 418 amino acids. Gene Ontology annotation, biological process: translational termination. The record is from RefSeq and is a predicted model, not a curated record. The transcript is spliced from 3 exons. Lineage: Eukaryota; Fungi; Ascomycota; Eurotiomycetes; Eurotiales; Aspergillaceae. Gene Ontology annotation, molecular function: translation release factor activity.
AUGCUCGUCAAGUCAAUAUGUCGAAAUAUCUUGCGGCCUAGGCUUGGUCUGAAACUGUCUCCCUUGCGAGGUGUACAUACCGCAUCCGAUUAUGCCUUGUCUCCAGCUCUUUUAAGCAGAGCACGUCUACUUGCAGAUGAACAUACAAAGCUUGCGGAGCGAUUGGGAGAAUCCUUUGAUGCGAAAACGGCCAAACGAGCCGGAGAACUGGCACCGGUUGCAAAUAUCUUGAAAGAAUGGGUCCAUGCCAACGAUUCUAUCGUCGAGCUCAAAUCCCUAUUAAACGACCCCGACACUGACUCCGAACUACGGUCUUUGGCAACAGAAGACCUUGAGAGCAGUCGCGAUACCUUGCCUACGAUAUCAGACCGACUGAAGAAGGCUCUCAUUCCGCGACAUCCAUUUGCAGACCUUCCUUGUUUGCUCGAAAUCCGACCCGGUGCAGGUGGAGAUGAAGCAGGCUUGUUUGCUUUUGAGAUGUUACGGAUGUACGUUGCCUUUUGCUCCAGAAGGGGCCUCCGCCCAACAAUAUUGAAGCAGGACACAGAGGUCGGCGCGUCCGACGACCGUCUCAUUGAAGCGGUAAUUGAAAUUGAAGCCAAUGGUGCAUACGAUAUAUUACGGACUGAAUCGGGGGUACAUAGGGUGCAGAGAGUCCCCGCAACCGAGACCAAGGGUCGCACCCAUACUAGCGCCGUCAGCGUAAUGGUCUUGCCGAGUUUCCCAGAGGACGGCAGUGAGAUGGAUAGUGCCAUGAACUUUGAAGACCCCAGCAGCGAUUACUAUAUUGACCCGCAAGAGGUCCGGGUUGAGAAGAUGAGGGCUGGAGGUGCUGGUGGGCAACACGUCAACAAAACCGAGUCCGCCAUUCGACUGACUCAUAUCCCUACUCAUACGGUUGUCUCCAUGCAAGAUGAACGAUCCCAGCAGGCCAAUCGGAGGAAGGCGUGGCAGAUGCUACGGGCAAAGCUGGCCGAAGCCCGGCAAGAAGCUCGUGAGCAAGAGCUUAUGCAGCUCAGACGAGGUAUAUUGGGUGGUGUGGCCAAAAUGGGUCGAGGUGAUAAGAUUCGAACUUACAAUUUUGGCCAAAGUCGCUGCACCGACCAUCGUACAGGUAUCACCGUCCACAAUCUGGAUGGUAUUCUUGAUGGCGGUGAUGGUUUGGAUACCGUGAUGGACAGUGUGCGGGCUUGGAUAGCCGAUAGGGAAGUUGAGGCCAUGGUUGCCGAGGACAUGGCAAACGCAAAGAGUAAAUAG